Messenger RNA from Epithele typhae, 1593 nucleotides. RefSeq lists its product as uncharacterized. The record is from RefSeq and is a predicted model, not a curated record. The coding region runs from base 1 to 1593 and encodes 530 amino acids. The transcript is spliced from 2 exons. NCBI's taxonomy places the organism in Eukaryota, Fungi, Basidiomycota, Agaricomycetes, Polyporales, Epitheliaceae.
AUGAUCCCCACACGCACACACCACCGCCAAACCUCCUCCAUCUCCAAACCCAUGCCACACCCUGGCCCCAUUGUCUCCCCGCCCACCAGCCCCAGCGCCGUGGCCGGCGCCCGUGCACGUCGUCGGCCGUCGGUGACGAGCCCAAUGACCUGGCUCGCGCGCACCACCUCCAAUGCGUCCACUUCGUCCGCGCCGUACGCGCCCUCGCGCCCCGUCCGCAUCUCCGAGCCCCGCUUCGCCGACCCCGCCGAGGCCCGCGCGCACCCGCGCACAGGCACCCUCGGAACAGGCGCGACUGUGGUCCGUACCCCCCAGGAAGCCCUCGCUGGUCCGUUGGCUUUCGUUUCCUCCGACCUCCACGCGCGCGUACGCAGCCCGUCGCCCGCCCACUCCGCCAUCCUUGAGUGCGGGGAGGACGAUCAGGCGCCCAGUGAGCCCCCCGCGAGUCCGCCUCUCCCGCCCAUCCCAGACGACAUACUGGAGUCCAUGGAAGCUUUCGGGGAACUGAACGACUCCGAGACGGUCGACGCGCAGGAGCUGCAGGCAGAACUACCCGUUCGUCCCCACGCACCUUUGCGCCCGCCGCCAGACCUGCCCACCACCCCCGAGGCCACGCCCGAGAUGCGCGGGAGGUCAACAAGUCCCUUCCGCAGGAACAAGUCGCCUCUCGAUUUCUUCCCGCCUGUUCCCACUCUUCCCUUGAACGUACUUCCGCCAUCCCCACAGCCUCCUUUCGGCGCCAUCUUGGUCUCACCCGCUCCAACAAGUUCAUUGGACCCGAGCAAGAUCAUCGUCUCGCUUGAGACAAGUACGGCCACCCAGAGGACGACAAUGGCGACCCUCAUUUCGCGACCCUCCCGUCUCGCGUCGUACCUUGUGGGACUAUUCCCAGCAUCGGAUGGAGAGCCCUUGUCCGUGUAUUCAACCACAAGUGAUGUGGACGUCUCGUUCAACUCAAUCUUCAAUCACCAUCUCGUCUCCUCGGGUGUCAUGUCUCAAGUAUCAACAAACCUACACGUCUUCUUGGACAGGCCCAGUGCCCCAUACGUCCAUAUACUCUCUUACCUACGGUCACCCCCCUCGACACCCGGAACCCCUGCCAGCCUCCCACAUGGCGUGCGGUUGAACGGGUUGUGCGCGCGCAUGGAAUCCCUGCUGGAACUCAGGGAUGAGGCCUGCUAUCUCGGUCUGGAUGAGCUCCAGAAGCUCUGUCUGGACGAGCUCCGGCAUCGCCAAGCUAGCCCCGCCCCAGCCGGCAUGGGGCUCGGCCUGCAUAUGCGCGGGUUCAGCACGAGCAGCGCAAGCGCAAGCAGCAGGAGUCUUCCCGUCCAUGUGUUCCGCGAAGCGUCCGAGCAGUCGCAGUUGUCCAAGCCGUCCUCGCUGGCCGAGAGCAAGGCGGCGCAGCGCAAGUCGGACGAUUCGGGCUUCGCCAGCGGCGAGGCUGGUGCGCGGAGGAGCGGGGGCAGCGCUGAGUCGGACGGUACGCUAUGGCAGUCGUCGUCGUCGAAGGACCGGAUUGCUCUGAAACCUGGCAGUCCUGGCAAGAGUCCAUUCACGACGAUGAAGCCGCGGCCUACUGGUAACUGGAUCUAA